AUGAUCAAGCUGGAAUUCUCACCAAUGGCGGUCGGAACCGUGACCAGAUUGGCGAUGAGACCAAUAAACAAUUUGAUAAUUCGGCAUGAAUUCCACUAUAGUCGUCUUUCUAUGAAUGACAAGAGACAAUUAGGCAACAUACGAACUCACACAAUCAAACUGCACCCAAUGUCGGUGCGAAACGAUGAUCCGCUUCUGGCUCGUGACGGUACAGACAGUGAAACUCGCGAUAGAAUACGGGCCUCUAAAGGUGUUGAUGUAAUGAAAAACGUAUUACGAACUUCGAAAGUAGAAGAACACAAUCAGGAACAUAGGCGAAAUCUGCUUCAUGGUUUUGGACACAGUCAUGGGCAUUCGCAUUCGCAUUCGCAUUCGAUGAGUAAUCCACUAUUGGUGAUGAACAAAGACGAGAUUAGGAAAAACGCAGCUGUGAGAAUAACUUGGAUUGGGCUUUCUGUGAAUGUGGGUAUUGCUGUAGGUAAAUUUAUUGGUGGUAUAGUUUUCCAUUCGCAAGCUUUAUUCGCCGACUCGAUACAUGCACUGAGUGACAUGAUUUCCGAUUUUCUCACUCUAUUCUCUGUCAGGUUAGCCUCCAAUAAGCCGACGGAACACUACCCGAAUGGUUGUGGUAAGAUUGAAACCUUGGGCUCUUUGGCGGUGUCGACUAUUCUGUUGACCGCAGGGUUCUCACUCGGUUGGUCUGCGUUAUGCUCUAUAAUUGGUCCAAUCAUACCGCAUGUAGUUUUUGAGUCCCUGGCCGCUCUAGGUACUGGCCACCACCACGAGUCAAUUACAAACGAAGUCACAGAUAUAAAUGCGGCAUGGAUUGCAGCCGCCUCAAUCGCAGCUAAGGAAUGGAUAUUCCGAGCGACAAAGAAGAUCGCUGUGGAUACUAAUUCCAAUGUUCUGAUGGCCAACGCGUGGCAUCACCGCGUUGAUUCGUUAACAUCAUUGGUGGCGUUGGUCACUAUCACGUCUGGUUACUUAUUUAAUGUCCAAUGUUUGGACAUGUUGGGGGGGCUUAUUGUAUCGGGAAUGGUGGUUAAAGCAGGUGCGGAAGGCAUGAACAUCUCUCUUCGAGAACUGUCCGAUAAAUCGAUCCCGCCAGAUGAUGAUCGUCAUAUCGAUAUCAAGAAUGGACUGUCCUUUGUUUUAGCUAAAGAUAAGAUGAAUGCAAAGUGUAGUCUCAAAGAUCUCGUCGUUUUGUCGUCUGGGCCAAAUCUAAUAGCACAUGCAGAGGUCCUCGUGAAUAAAAGCAAAAUUCCACUAACCCUAGCAGAGUUAGAAUUUGUCACAAGCAGACUACGUCAUGAGCUCGCCGAAAGUGUGCCCAAUUUCAAGAAGUUGAAAGUAGAAUUUGUGCAACAACCGGAAACGCCAGAGAUACCCACGAACAGUCCUCCGGAAUCGAAAGAAUAUCACCAACCCCCCAUCCAUUCUCACUCGCAUACUUGUUCUCCAUCCGGGUCCAGUACCGGUGAGCACACAAACUCCAACUCUGAGGGGCAUACCCACGGGCAUUAG
Messenger RNA from Huiozyma naganishii CBS 8797, 1524 nucleotides. Its product is annotated as cation diffusion facilitator family transporter. Gene Ontology annotation, molecular function: monoatomic cation transmembrane transporter activity. The record is from RefSeq and is a predicted model, not a curated record. NCBI's taxonomy places the organism in Eukaryota, Fungi, Ascomycota, Saccharomycetes, Saccharomycetales, Saccharomycetaceae. The transcript has a single exon. Bases 1 to 1524 code for a protein of 507 amino acids. Gene Ontology annotation, cellular component: membrane. Gene Ontology annotation, biological process: monoatomic cation transport; transmembrane transport.